Messenger RNA from Camellia sinensis, 1982 nucleotides. RefSeq names its product tetrahydroberberine oxidase. The record is from RefSeq and is a predicted model, not a curated record. Gene Ontology annotation, molecular function: FAD binding; oxidoreductase activity. Lineage: Eukaryota; Viridiplantae; Streptophyta; Magnoliopsida; Ericales; Theaceae.
UGUAUACUCUUAUUAUUGCACAAAACAAGAAAACAACGAAAGAUGAAGACUCCAACCACCUUGUUGCCUUCUCUUGUUUUUGUUCUUCUUUGUUCAAUUUCAUGGGCUGAUACUCAUGAAGAUUUUCUCCAAUGUCUUUCCCUUCACUCUCCAAACACAACCUCAAUCUCAAAACUAAUUUACACUCCAAACAACUCUUCAUAUUUAUCUAUCUUGCAAUUCUCAAUACAAAAUUUGAGAUUCACAGAGCCAUCAACACCAAAACCUCUAGUCAUUAUCACACCAUUGCAUGAAUCGCAAAUCCAAGCAACUAUCUAUUGUUCCAAAAAUCAUGGAAUGCAAAUUAGGGUUAGAAGUGGUGGCCAUGACUAUGAGGGUCUUUCUUAUGUUUCCGAGGUCCCUUUUGUCAUUGUUGAUCUUAGAAACCUCCGGUCCAUCACUAUCAAUGCUGAAAACAACACUGCUUGGGUUGAAUCUGGCGCGCAUAUUGGGGAACUUUAUUAUAGAAUUGCUGAGAAAAGUAAAACCCUAGCUUUUCCUGCCAGUGUUUGCCCUACUGUUGGGGUUGGGGGACACUUUAGUGGGGGAGGGUAUGGCGCGUUGUUGCGAAAGUAUGGCCUUGCUGCUGAUAAUGUCAUCGAUGCUCGCAUUAUCGAUGUUAAUGGCAACAUUCUUGACAGAAAAUCCAUGGGUGAAGACCUUUUUUGGGCUAUUAGAGGAGGUGGAGGGGCUAGUUUUGGAGUCAUUCUAUCAUGGAAAGUAAAGUUGGUGGUUGUUCCAUCAACUGUCACUGUUUUCACACUUGACAGGACUUUAGAGCAAAAUGCAACCAAUCUUGUUCAUAAGUGGCAAUACAUUGCCCACAAGUUCCCUCAUGAAUUAUUCAUUAGAGUCUUCGUAAAGGGAGUGAAUUCAGGCCAAGAUGGGAAGAAAAAAACAAUCCAGGCUACAUUCCAGUCUUUGUACCUUGGUGGAGUUGACAAGCUCAUCCCAUUGAUGCAAGAAAGCUUCCCUGAGUUGGGAUUGACAAAACAAGACUGCACUGAAAUGAGCUGGAUCAAAUCGAUCCUUUAUUUCCAUGGUUUUACCAAUAGAGAACCCCUUGAAAUCUUGUUGAAUAGGACUCAAACAUCUGUGUCAUACUUCAAAGCAAAAUCAGACUAUGUGAAGGAGCCCAUUCUAGUGACCAGGUGGGAGAAGAUUUGGAAAAACUUUUAUGAAGAAGAGGCAGAGACAGCUCAGAUGAUCUUUAGCCCAUGUGGUGGAAAAAUGGAUGAGAUUUCAGAGUCUUCAAUUCCUUUCCCACAUAGGGUUGGGAAUAUUUACAAAAUCCAACACUUGGUGUCUUGGCAAGAAGAGGGAGAAGAAACUUCCAGAAGGCAUAUAAAUUGGAUUAGAAGGCAUUAUAGUUACAUGGCUCCCUAUGUUUCAAAGUUUCCAAGAGCUGCAUAUAUGAACUAUAGAGAUCUUGAUGUGGGAGUGAACAACAAAUUGGGAAACACAAGCUAUGCACAAGCAAGCAUUUGGGGCUCCAAAUAUUUCAACAACAAUUUCGAUAGAUUGGUGCAAGUCAAGAGCAAGGUUGAUCCUAGCAAUUUCUUCAGGAAUGAACAAAGCAUUCCAUCUCUUCCUUUCAUGGAGGAAGAAGGGUGAUUAGGGAACCUUGGGCAAAGGAAGUAUAAUUCGCAUUUAUUAUGUCGCCCAAAGUAAUUACAAAUCAGAAAAAGUAUUCGGAAGAAUGAACAAAAAAUGAAGUAUGUAAAUUAGACUUAUAAUAGACUCCAUAUAUAGUUUGUGACUACUGUUGGAAUUACUUUUUUAGAUGGAUCCAGUGUUCUCUUUUCCAAUAAACUUUGUGGUUUUUGUAUGAUUAGAGAGUAGUCAUGUCCAAUAAAGUUUACUUGUUUGAAUUGCAUUUAUAGAAUAAGAAGUGUAAUAUGAUUUCAUUUGUUUAGAAUAAUAUGAUUUCCUUUAUAAGUAUG